This is a messenger RNA of Cryptomeria japonica (Japanese cedar), 2355 nucleotides long. Its product is annotated as beta-fructofuranosidase, insoluble isoenzyme 1. Lineage: Eukaryota; Viridiplantae; Streptophyta; Pinopsida; Cupressales; Cupressaceae. Gene Ontology annotation, biological process: carbohydrate metabolic process. The record is from RefSeq and is a predicted model, not a curated record. The transcript has 8 exons. The coding region runs from base 280 to 2037 and encodes 585 amino acids. Gene Ontology annotation, molecular function: hydrolase activity, hydrolyzing O-glycosyl compounds.
AUAAUAUUUAAUAUGAAAUUUUAAAUGUUGUUGAUCUUCCAUUGUUUACUAUUUUAAAGGAAAAUAAUGUUGUUGGCUGCUUGUCUGAAACUUUGGAACCAUAUUUUAUUUUUCUUCAAAAAAAAUUCUCCCUCUGUAUCACCCUCUCCAACUCCCUGUGUUAAUAUUUUGGGUUAACAUAUUUGUAAUAUAUUUUUCUAUCUAGAUAGUAAUGGCAGUUUAUUUGUUCUUCUGCCUGUAAAAUAGAGAUCUAAAAGUUUAGAAUGUAAAUGUUUUUAUAUGCAAUCAAAUAUAUUUCUGAUAGUAAAUGGGACAUUGACAAUGGAAACACAGAAAGUUUUUGCUCUGGCAUAUCUAUGCUGGAUUGCUUGCCUUUUACCUGUUAUCUGCCAGGAGGAUUUCAACACGGUUGGCUCAACUGUGGAACGCACUGCCUACCAUUUUCAACCUCCAAAAAACUGGAUGAAUGAUCCAAAUGGGCCCAUGUUUUAUAAAGGACUGUACCAUUUGUUUUACCAGUACAAUCCUAAGGCAGCUGUAUGGGGCAACAUUGUGUGGGGGCAUGCUGUGUCAAAGGAUCUUAUUAAUUGGAAAUCACUAGAAUUUGCAAUCAUUCCGAGUGAAUGGUAUGAUAUAAAGGGUUGUUGGUCUGGCUCUGCUACACUUUUGUCUGGAGAGAACCCUGUGAUUCUUUAUACAGGAUGGGACAACUCCUCUAGACAGGUCCAGAAUAUGGUUGUUCCUCAAAAUUCAUCUGAUCCCUACUUAAGGAAAUGGAUGAAGAUCCCUGAGAAUCCAAUUAUAGUUCCAGACAAUGGAAUUAAUGGGAGCUCUUUCAGAGAUCCAACAACUGCCUGGCUUGGCAAAGAUGGGAGAUGGAGAAUUCUUGUGGGUAAUAAGGAGGAUCAACAUCAUAAUGGAAGGGCCCUCCUUUACAUAAGCAAAGAUUUUGUUCACUGGACCAAAAAGAAGCACCCUCUCCAUUCUUCCAAAAAGACAGGAAUGUGGGAGUGCCCUGAUUUUUAUCCUGUUGCUAAAUUGGGAAAGCUUGGACUGGAUACUUCCACCAAUGGUCCUGAUGUUAAGCAUGUCUUGAAGGUAUCCCUUGAUGAUACAAAAUAUGAGUAUUAUACAGUUGGAACCUAUUUCACAGGCAUUGAUAUAUAUGUUCCAGACAAUACUAGUGCAGACAAUAAAUAUGGAUUGAGAUAUGAUUAUGGAAAAUUCUAUGCAUCCAAAACCUUUUUUGAUAAUCAUAAGAAAAGAAGAAUCUUGUGGGGAUGGAUCAAUGAGUCAGACAGCAUGCAGGAUGAUAUUGCAAAGGGAUGGUCUGGUGUGCAGGCCAUCCCAAGAACAAUCUGGCUAGACAAUGCCUCCAAAAGCCAGCUGGUGCAGUGGCCAGUUUCAAAGUUGGAGUCCUUGCAUGGACAUAAAAUCUACAAAGAAAACAUCAAUCUUGAUACUGGAUCCACCAUAGAAAUUGCAGGGCUGACAGCUGCACAGGCAGAUGUAGAGGUUUCCUUCAAUCUACCAAGUCUUGCAGACGUAGAAAAGAUGGAUGCCAAUUUAGAUGCUCAGCAACUGUGCAGCCAGGAUGGAGCAGCUACCAAGACCAUAGUUGGUCCAUUUGGGCUUUUGGUUUUGGCUUCUAAAGAUUUGGCCGAACAAACAGCUGUUUUCUUUAGGGUUGGAGUACAUCAAAACAAGAUGAAAGUUCUAAUGUGCAGUGACCAGAGCAGAUCAUCUUUGAAAACAGAUGUUGAUAAAACAACUUAUGGAAGUUUUGUUUCUUUUUCCUUCAACCAAAAGAGUAUCUCUCUAAGAGUACUGGUUGACCAUUCAAUUGUAGAAAGUUUCGGAGAAGGGGGAAAGACUUGUAUAACAGCCAGAGUUUAUCCUAAUCAGGCAAUUGGAGAAGAUGCUCACCUUUACUUAUUCAACAAUGGCGUUUCUUCUGUCACAGCUAGUAAAUUGACAGCAUGGGACAUGGUGUCCUCUCAACAGCCUAGCCAUACAAUAAGGGCCUAUGAAUUAUAGGCCUAAGAGUAAGAGUUAAACCACCCACAUUCCUUAAUGUUGUCGGGAGCCUGUUCAAAUUGCAUGGGUGACCCAUAGAAAAAUUUAAUAUAGGAAAUAGAUUUCUUGUAAGAACGAUUGAAAAUUGGAGCACUUGAUUGUUGAGCUAACAAUCAUUCAAGGAAAAGUUUGAAAAUAGGAGAGGCAAGUUUAACACUCCAUAGCAACUUGAAGCUUUACAAAUGGUGACUUGACCUGUUUAUGCUUUGCAUAAAUUGUUGGUGGUCUCUGAUUUGUAUGUGGUAUUCUUUAUUCAGAGUUAUUUGUAAUGUGAAGUGU